This is a messenger RNA of Anopheles stephensi (Asian malaria mosquito), 1817 nucleotides long. RefSeq names its product guanine deaminase (gene DhpD). Gene Ontology annotation, molecular function: zinc ion binding; guanine deaminase activity. The transcript is spliced from 5 exons. Gene Ontology annotation, cellular component: cytosol. Gene Ontology annotation, biological process: guanine catabolic process. The coding region runs from base 359 to 1741 and encodes 460 amino acids. The record is from RefSeq and is a predicted model, not a curated record. NCBI's taxonomy places the organism in Eukaryota, Metazoa, Arthropoda, Insecta, Diptera, Culicidae.
UUUAUGUGAACUGUCAAACAUAGAUUCUUGGAGCGACAGAUUUUCCAACUUUUCCUCGAAUUUUCCACAUUUUCGGUGUACAACAAAAUUUUCCUGAAGUGAUUUAGAAUUUAAACACACUAGAUUUUCAGUAUUACGCGUUGAAAACUGCUUAAUAUGUAUAUUAUUCCAAUAUUUGACCGAAACUUGUAUGACUUCGUAUGUGCACAUCAGGGUUAAAGCCGGUGUUAUCAUUAAAACAAGACAAAAACAAAAAAACAGUAAAUAACUCUCCAUUUACCGUUUCAAAGUGUUCCUUCCGGCAAUCGGGUAUGAGCCGUGGAACUGUACGGUGCAAUUGCCACACGGCACAAUCACCAUGAAGCAGGUUUUUGUUGGUCAAAUCGUGCACUGCAAAUCGCUGGACGAGCUAGAGUUAUUUGAGGAUGGCUUCGUAGCGGUAAACGAUGGCAAGAUCGAAUCCGUUGGCCUUCGCUCUCAACUGGAUGCACUGCCAGCAUCCGAAUCGUACGAGCGAAUCUUGUUAUCACCGUCGCAAUUCCUUCUUCCCGGUCUCAUCGAUUGUCACAUACAUGCGCCGCAAGUUCCCAACAUUGGUCUCGGGCUAGAUAAGCCGUUGCUGGAGUGGUUGGAAUCGUACACCUUCCCGCUGGAAGCUAACUACCGUGACGUCGAGUUUGCCUCGCGAGUGUACAAGUAUGUGGUGAACACCACAAUCAAUCAUGGUACGACAACGGCCUGCUACUUUGGUUCCAUUUUUACGGAAACGAACAAAAUUCUGGCGGACGAGAUGGUGCGCCAGGGACAGCGGGGCUUUGUGGGGAAAGUGUCUUCCAACCGCAUGUGUCCGGACUUUUACGUCGAGUGCGAUACGGAAACAUCCGUAAAGGACAACGUCAACUUCAUACGGUACGUGACGGGGCUGAACAGUGAGCUGGUAAGCCCCAUCGUCACGCCCCGAUUUGCCAUCACCUGUGACGAAGAGCUGCUGCGCGAGCUUGGCAAGCUGGCCAAACAGUACCGACUCAACAUCCAGACGCAUGUGUCAGAAAACUUGGGAGAAAUCGAAACGGUCAAGCAGCAGUUUCCAGGCGCUCCACACUACUCCGGAGUGUACGAUGAGGUUGGACUGCUGACGGACCGAACCGUGCUGGCACAUGGCGUGCAUCUGGAAGAGGCCGAGUUACGGGUACUCUCUGCCCGCGGCACAUCCAUCGCACACUGUCCAAGCUCUAACACCAAUCUCGGGUCCGGGUUUUGCGAUGUGCUCCGUUUGCUGAACGCUCGCGUUAAAGUUGGCCUGGGAACGGAUGUAUCCGGCGGCAGUGACAUGAGCAUACUGGCUGCGAUGCGUGCCGCACUUGGCGUUUCGCAGCAUUUAAACUUCAUGAAAACGCAGGACGUGAAGGGGACGGGCAGGGUCGAGCAAGGUGCAGCUAAGGAUGGAGCGAAGUACAUUCCACUAACGUACCAGCAGGCCCUCUUUUUGGCCACUCUCGGCGGUGCUCAGGCACUGGCGCUGGACAAGCAGGUGGGAAAUUUCGAGACAGGAAAGCAGUUCGACGCACUGCUGAUUGAUACGGACCGUCAGCCCAUCGGAGGCUAUAAACUGCCGCAGAGCUUAACGAAGGAAAAAACCAAAGUGCAAUUAUUGUUGGAGCUUGUCCAAAAAUUCGUGUACGUUGGUGAUGACAGAAACAUUGUCGGUGUGUAUGUCGCUGGCAAGCAAAUUAAAGCAUAAAAUGUGAGCUCUAUUCAAAGACGCGAUCUUACUGCUUCAAUAAAGCCAGCCACUAUGAAGUAGACAAGGUCGAAAA